Messenger RNA from Funneliformis geosporum, 423 nucleotides. NCBI's taxonomy places the organism in Eukaryota, Fungi, Glomeromycota, Glomeromycetes, Glomerales, Glomeraceae. The record is from the annotation of a GenBank genome assembly.
AUGCCGAAGCAAAAAGCAUCUUUUUGGUCUGAGUUCAAAGUUGUUUUUGAUAUCAACGGAAAAGAAAAAUAUAAAUGCAAAACUUGUUCUAGUACAUGGGUCAAAAAUGCCUCACGUCUUAAAGAACAUAUUGAGCAGUGUAAAGGUAUUGAUGCAGAAACUGGAUAUACACGAGCCCAAGGUACCAAGCGUAAAAAACAGCAAAAACUUGAUGAAUAUAAUUAUAUCUUUACUUCUAAAGAUCAGAUUGUUCUAGAAAGUCUUCUUAUUCGUGCUUUAUUUUCAGCGGCCUGUCCUUCAUUCAAAAUUCCUUCACGUUAUAUUCUUUCAAAUACUUUAUUAAAUCAGGAAUUUGAGCAUUUACAAUUAAUUGUUAAAUCAACUUUGUCUGAAAGUUCCACAUAUUGUUUGAUAACUGAUUGA